Molecule: messenger RNA, 6913 nt
Organism: Oncorhynchus nerka (sockeye salmon)
Lineage: Eukaryota; Metazoa; Chordata; Actinopteri; Salmoniformes; Salmonidae
Product: rho guanine nucleotide exchange factor TIAM1-like
Exons: 29
Coding region: 335-5365 (1676 amino acids)
Biological process (GO): positive regulation of axonogenesis; small GTPase-mediated signal transduction; activation of GTPase activity
Cellular component (GO): plasma membrane; cytosol; synapse
Molecular function (GO): guanyl-nucleotide exchange factor activity; protein binding
Source: RefSeq, a predicted model, not a curated record
UAGCCUGGCAGGCAGCACACACACGGCACGCAGCAGACAGUCAGUCACACUAUACCCACUUCGUCUUCACUCCGUCUUCACUCCGUACAGUUGAAAGAGGAGUGGAUUCUGGAGCGUGAAAAUGUCUGCAGUGAUGUGGGGACUUGUCUGAAUUUUGAUCCGUCUGUCUUAGGAGAGAAUGGUCUCGUUACACACCUCUCAGCAAGAUCUCUGGUAUACAACGCCAUCUACCAUUUUCUCUCUCUCUCUCUCUCUCUCUCUGUGAUUGGAUAGACAGCCUGAUGGUGAAACUCAACAUGCCAGUGAUGUCAACGACAGACUGCAGACUGUAACCAUGGGCAACGUGGAGAGCCAGAACGGCGACCAUGCCUUCUACGGCACCCAACAUGGCUACCUGUCCCGCAAACACAUGUCUCGUUCCCUCCGCAUCUCCAAGCACCAGUCCAGCUCCGGUUCCACCCGCUGCACCCACGACCGUCACGCCACUCAGGGCAAAGUAGAACACCGUAACUCUGAGACCUCCACGCGUUCCAGCAGCACCCCUAGUAUCCCACAGUCCUUAGCGGAUCACGCACUGGAGCCCUUCAACCAGACCAAUGUCCUGUCAGACUUCUCCCCUAUUUGGGUGGACCGUAUGGCCAUGAACCUCCGGCCCGUCUCCUUCCAUACCCACCUAGACAACCCGUCUGUAGGGCCCCACCUAGACAACCCGUCUGUAGGGCCCCACCUAGACAACCCGUCUGUAGGGCCCCACCUAGACAACCCGUCUGUAGGGCCCCAGUUAGACCCAGCAACACCAGGGACUAGACCCCAGUGCCCCCAGGACAGAGGUCUAGGCCUGUACAAUAACACUGGGGAGGGGACCUACCUCCAGAAGACCAGAGACGGACCCCGGGAACCCCGGGAACCCCGGGAGGGAGUCAGCUUUAAGAAGAAGAGGUCCAAAUCAGCCGACAUGUGGAGAGAACACAGUCUGGAGUUCAGUCUGUCAGACCUCAGCCAGGAACACCUCACCAGCACAGAGGAGAUCAUCGACACCGAGGAGGCAGACGACAGGGACUUCCCUGAUUGUGAAGGCCUGCUGGGGCUCGUGUCCCCAGAGGGUCUGGAGGGUGUGGACGCUGCUGGCAGGGCCAACUCCCUGGAUCAGCUGUAUGGCGGUCAGAAGACCCCAACUCGCCGGCCCGUGGCACGCUAUGCUAAGUGGCACCAUGAUGCUAACCGCGAAGCCCGGGAGGGAGAGGACGAUAAGAUGCUGUCUCCGUCGGAGGAGGAUGGGAACUCGUACGGAGCGUACACUCUGCCCUGUCGACGCUCACACUGCCUGUCUGAGGGCCUGACCAAUCACCAGGCUGCUUCCUGUAACACCAUGCAGGGCCGCAGAGCACAGACCAUACAGGAUGUGACAGCCGGAGAUGGCAGUGAGUACGAGGACAGUGGCAUCGACGGGGUGACGGCUUCGGGGGCGGAGCAUCAAUCCCGGCGCUAUAAGACCAUGUCUAUGUCCUUCUCCGUGUGCUCGGCGGCGGGGCGGAGCCUGUUCGCUGGCAGUGACAGCGGAAGCAGCAGUGGGGGAGGAGCCAGUGAGGGGGUCCAGGGGGUCUACGAGAACUUCAGACAGGAGUUGGAGAUGAGCUCGUGUCAGACAGAGAGUCUGGAGGAGGCGGGGUCAGCCCUGAGUGACGAACAGAGCGUCAUGAGCUCAGCCUACCAAUCAGAUCCCCUGCUCAGCGUUGCCCAGGGAACCGUGAGGAAGGCGGGCCGUCUGGCUGUCAAGAACUUCCUGGUUCACAAGAAGAACAAGAAGGUGGAGUCGGCCACCAGGAGGAAGUGGAAGAGCUACUGGGUCUGCCUCAAAGGAUGCACUCUGUUCUUCUACGAGACAGACGGGCGGUCGGGGAUCGACCACAACAGUGCUCCUAAACAUGCGGUGUGGGCUGAGAACAGUAUUGUCCAGGCCGUACCUGAACACCCCAAGAAGGACUUUGUCUUCUGCCUCAGCAACUCUCUAGGAGAUGCUUUUCUCUUCCAGUCCUGCAGCCAGACGGAGCUGGAGAACUGGAUCACGGCCAUCCACUCGGCGUGCGCGGCGGCCGUUGCCAGGCAGCAUCACCGGGAGGACACGGUGCGUCUGUUGAGGGCGGAGAUUAAGAAGCUGGAGCAGAAGAUCGACAUGGACGAGAAGAUGAAGAAGAUGGGAGACAUGCAGCUCAGUGCCGUGACCGAUACCAAGAAGAGGAAGACCAUACUGGACCAGAUCUUUCUGUGGGAGCAGAACUUGGAACAGUUCCACAUGAGUCUGUUCCGGUUCCGGUGUUACCUGGCCAGUCUGCAGGGAGGGGAGCUGCCCAACCCCAAACGCCUGCUAGCCGUAGCCUCCAGACCCACCAAACUGGCCAUGGGACGCCUCGGAAUCUUCUCUGUAUCGUCCUUUCAUGCGCUGGUGGCAGCUCGUACAGAGAGCGGGGUGAGGAGACGUACCCAGGCCAUGUCUCGUUCCUCGUCGUCCAAACGUAAGAGCAGGUUCUCCUCUCUGUGGGGCCUGGACACUACUUCCAAGAAGAAGACUCACCCCACCAUCAACCAGGUGUUUGCUGAUGGGGAGGAGCCAGUGAAAAAGCCUCUGGACGGGAUCUAUGAUGUGGACACUGCCAGGGAGAGAGGGAAGAGUCAUGAGGGGACAGUGAAGAGUCUUCCUCAGGUCAACUCAGACAGUCACAUGACAGACAGUGAUAUCUGGGUGCCUGACCACCUGACCCCGUCCUGGGUGUGUCUUCCUAACGACCAGCCUGUCCUCGCCACCAUCCAGCCUGGAGAGUCUGCUCUGGACGUUCUGGAGACCAUCUGCAAGGCCCACCGGCUGGAUCCUGCCAAACAUUACCUCCGUCUCAAGUUCCUCAUCGAAAACCAAGUCCAGUUCUACAUCCCUAAACCGGAGGAGGACGUGUGUGACUUGCUUUAUAAAGAGAUAGAGCUGGGCUCCAAAAUAACCAAAGUCAUCCAGUUCGACAGGGAUGAGUCCUGUAUGAUUGGCUACGGGUUUUCCAUCUCAGUGGUGGAGGAGGAUUCAGUGCAGCAGCUCUACAUUACCGAUGUGAAGGCGGGAGGAUUAGCCUUCGCUAAAGGUCUGAAUGCGGGCGAUGAGAUAUUGCAGCUGAAUGGGAAAGACUCGUGCAGAUUGAAGUUCGGGGACAUGAAGGGGGCGUUUUCCCAGGCCUCUCUGUCCCUGACCGUCAACACUCUGCCCUCCACGGACCGACGACAAAUCUGUUACCUGCCCCCCCGACGCUCUGACGCACAGGAAGUCCUCCACACAGACAUCUUCUCUAUGAACCAGGAGGAGAUUCUGGACGACGGGGUUGGUCUGACGCUGGAGAGUUCUGGAGACAGCCUGGACGACGACUCUGAGAGCUUCAGCGAGGCAGACCAAUGCAGAAAGAGUACGGAGCAGGUUGCAGCAUUCUGCCGCAGUCUCCAUGACAUGAAUCCGUCUGAGUGUGCGACAAGUUCCUCCUCCCCCAGCCUGGAGUCGCCCGUCCCUCCGCCCGCCACCGGCACCCGUCAGCUCUCUGACGCCGACAAGCUACGCAAAGUCAUCUGUGAGCUGGUGGAGACCGAACGCACCUAUGUUAAAGAUCUUCAUUGUCUCAUCGGGAGGUAUUUAACCCCACUGCAGAAGGAGACCUGCCUCACUCAGGAUGAGCUGGACAUUCUGAUUGGGAACCUGCCUGAGAUGGUGGAGUUCCAGGUGGAAUUCCUGAAGACUCUAGAAGACGGGACCAGAUUGGUCCCAGACCUGGAGAAACUGGAGAGAGUGGACCAGUUCAAGAAAAUCCUCUUCUCUCUAGGAGGUUCCUUCCUGUACUAUGCAGACCGGUUUAAGAUCUACAGUGCGUUCUGCGCCAGCCACACCAAAGUCCCCAAGGUGCUCGUGAAAGCUAAGACCGAUGCAGACUUCAAGGCGUUUCUGGAAGAGAGGAACCCGAAACAGCAACACUCCUCAACCCUGGAGUCCUACCUGAUCAAACCCAUCCAGAGAGUUCUGAAGUACCCACUACUACUGAGAGAGCUGUACUCACUGACGGACCCGGACAGUGAGGAACACUAUCACCUGAAUGUUGCUAUGAAGGCCAUGAACAAGGUGGCCAGUCACAUCAAUGAGAUGCAGAAGAUCCACGAGGAGUUUGGGGUGGUGUUUGACCAGCUCAUAGCGGAGCAGAGUGGAGACAAGAAACAGGUUGCUGAUCUGUCGAUGGGGGACUUGCUGCUCCACACCAGCGUAGCCUGGAUCAACCCUCCCUCCUCCCUGGGCAAAUGGAAGAAAGAACCCCAACUGGCUGCAUUCAUCUUCAAAACAGCUGUGGUGUUUGUGUGCAAGGAUGGCUCCAAGCAGAAGAAGAAAAUGGGUGGCUCCCAUCGAGCGUCGUCAGUCUCGUCUGAAGACAAGGACCCAUUCCGCUUCCGUCACAUGAUCUCCACAGACACGCUCCAAGUCCGAGCUCUUAAUAACCAAGAAGGAGAGGCCUCUGCCGUAUGUGAGAUCGUCCACGUCAAGUCCGAGUCAGAAGGACGGCCGGAGAGGAUAUUCCACCUGUGCUGCAGUUCUGUGGACAGUAAGAAGGACUUCCUGAAGACAGUCCACUCCAUCCUGAGAGAUAAACAACGGCGCCAGCUGAUGAAGACAGAGUCUCUACCCCCCAACCAGCAGUAUGUCCCCUUCGGAGGCAAACGCCUCUGUGCCCUGAAAGGAGCCAGACCUGCCAUGAACAGAGCAGUGUCAGACCCGGCGCGGACCCUGGGCCGGAGGAAACUGGUGAGGAACCGUUUCACUAUCGACACAGACAUCGUCUUCGACGGCGAGCCGGACCAGGAGUCCCCUCUGUCUCCACUGUCCCCUGAAGAGCCUGAGGGACAGGGACAAAAGGAAGGACAGGGACGGGGGGAGGUGCAGGCAGGAGAUACGGACCGCUGGGUGGAGGAGCAGUUUGACCUGGAGCGCUACGAGGAGGAGCAGGAGGCGCAGGUGAAAGGAGGAGGAGACGUUAAAGAGACAGACAUCCUUAGUGACGAUGACGAUUUCUGCCAGUCUGUCGGAGGACCCUCCACUGAACCUCUAUCCACCGCAGACCUAGAAGGGCCCGUAGGGGCCCUGUCCAUGGGAGAAGAAUGUAAAGAGGUGGGCCCUAAACACCUCCAGCCCCAGGGAGGCACGGGGACCACUACCCCUGGGAUGAGGCUCUCCCACCCGGGGAAGCAGUGUGCUCUGGUUGGGGUGAGCGUGGAUGACCAGGGGUCUAGGGGGGAGGCUGAGGACAUCUGGGUACGCAGGGAGGACUGUCCCUCGGACUCAUCAGAGCUAGACUAGAAGAGGAGAGAGAACUCUACAGACAGUGUGCCUCAGACAGAGAGCUUUACACUUCUUUUAACCAGGUCCUAUAGGGUAACCCAUAGGCCCCUGGUAAAAAUAUUUAAAAAAGUAGUGCACUAUAUAGGGAAUAGGGUACAUUUUGGGACACAGUUCAUGGGCUUCAAGACAAGAGACGAUCCAGUGAACUCAAGUCAAUCAAUCCCCAUCCAACCAUAAUGCAUGUGUAUAGACAUGUAUGGUACGUCUACUGUGAGAGUUCUCCUCCUUGCCAAUGUGGUUCAAUUGUGUUGUUGUUUUCUUGUAGUGUACAGAUAGACUGGUGAACUUCGAACUGAAGCCCUCCAAUGGGAGCAAUACUGGAAUACAAGGAGAGGAGAGCGGUCUUAUCCAAUCAACCAAUGAUAUAGAGACAUGGAGGGCUCUUCCAAUCCUGGUGACGUAGAGGCCAGGCUGUAAGAGAUUGACACUGACUGUCUAAUGGUACAAUCAUGGACCCUGAUCAAUACUGUCGAUUGGUUUGCACAUAGGGGUAGAUUCCUGGGGUUACUAUAGGUUCCUGCUUAUUGUUGCCACGUGGGUAUUUGUUGUGAACACACAAAGCCUUGACAGAGAGACUUUGUAUCAUAGUAAAGAGUUGUAUAUUAUUUAAAUAUCAACAUAAUACUCGAUGCUAGAGGACAGCCUCGUCAAGUCUUUAAAGUCGCCUGUUUUCACAGUAUUUUAUCUACUCAAUUUACUUCCGUUGUUGUGUAUAUAAUUUUGACUUCCUGUUUUGCAAAUCAAAACCAGGCUCUCAUUUUUAUUUUUUAUUUUUUUGUGUGUGUUAUUAAAACAUAAUUUUUUUCGUUCUGUGAUGACAUUAGAAUAACAGAUGUUCGUUUUAUUGACCUCAUCUUCACUCUUCACUGAAGUUAAGGGAUUUCAAUUGUCUUUUUAAAAAAAAAAUUAUUAAAAAAAUCCUGUUUUACUUGAAUUGUCAUAUUAUUAUUUAUUUUUUUUUUACUUUCCGGUCAUUUUAUUGGUCUUCGUGACACCCGUUCUGAUUACUACACCCUGUCACCUAUUAUUAUUACCGAUACUGUUAGUGCACGUUCUUUGUUGUGGACAACUUGCAACAUACAUUCCAUUACAUUCAAGUAUUUUACUGUUAAGAAUUUUUUUUUUUAAUCUUGUUGUUUCACCAGUCAAUAAUGCAUUUUCAAAAACAUGUUUUUUUUUUUAAUCUUGUUGUUUCACCAGUCAAUAAUGCAUUUUCAAAAACAUGUUUUUUUUUUUUUAAAUUGGUGUUGAUGAUAUUUUUUUGCCGCCACAAAAAAAUAAAAAUAAAAUGACCUUCUCAAAUAUAAAUAUAAAACUUGCUGGAUGCAAUCAAGAUGGUGAAGAUGUCUAAACUAGUGUAAAAUGUUGAAAAGAAAUAUAAUAUUACGAAUAAUACUUGUGAAACUACCCAGUGUGCUACUAAGACUACAUUUGUAUUACUCUGUAUGUAAAUAUUGCAAUGUGUUGAUAUCAUAUCAAAUAAAUUGGUUUCCUACUUAUCAUUUA